This is a messenger RNA of Brienomyrus brachyistius, 1517 nucleotides long. Its product is annotated as mid1-interacting protein 1-like. The transcript is spliced from 2 exons. Gene Ontology annotation, biological process: regulation of lipid biosynthetic process. Bases 244 to 726 code for a protein of 160 amino acids. Lineage: Eukaryota; Metazoa; Chordata; Actinopteri; Osteoglossiformes; Mormyridae. The record is from RefSeq and is a predicted model, not a curated record. Gene Ontology annotation, cellular component: cytosol.
GUGAGCUGUCGAAUUGCAUGGAAGUCAGCGGUUUGUGCGGCGAGACUAACCUGAGAUAAACCAGCACACAGUGUGGUGUUUUGGGGAAAUUGUAUUUAUAUAUUUAUUAACGACGGUGUCUCUCAUCCUGUGAAUACAUCAGGUUCGCAUUCCUCACCAUUGCUUGCUUGGUGACUUGUCACCUGCUGUCCUCAGUCGUAUCAACGUUCACCCUUCUGGGAACUAGACUUGGGGUGCUUCACCAUGAUGCAAAUGAAUGGCGAGCUGUCUUGCAAUAAGCACUCCCUGAUGAACGUGAUGAAUCGCUUCAUUGCCGCCGCCAACAACAUGGACGAGACUAUCAUGGUGCCCAGCGUGCUGCGGGAUGUCCCUGUGGAUGAGCCGCUGACCCAGCCCGCAUCCAACAAUAACGAAGAAGCUGCUUUUCCCGACAAGCAGAGAGACAUGUAUGAGCGCUACUUGCUAGUGAAGUCGAUCCGGAACGACAUGGAAUGGGGUCUUCUGAGGAGGGAUCUUUGUGCUGGGGGGUUUGUGGACAGAACCGCUAAACGGCAACAGGAGGAGGUUUGCGGAGGCAGUUUUGUGGAUGAUGGGGCAGACCUGGAGGGCCAGUUCCACUUUCACCUGCGGGGCCUUUUUGGGGUCCUGUCCAAGCUCACAGUGCAGGCAGACCACCUCACCAACCGGUACAAGAGGGAGAUUGGUGGCGGAAACUAUAUCAGAUAAGGACUCGCUGAUGUUAACUAUGAGACACUGCUCCAUCUGGACUGUGAACCUGCAAGGUUUGCCUUGGAAGGACUUGUGUCUUGAGGGACUUUUGUAGAACUGUACCCUGCCUCAUGUUUAAGAAGGACCACAGACUGAAGGCUUGCUCCCGCAGAGCCUGUCACCAGCUCCCAUCUCCCGCAGUCUCCUUUCUAAAGUACUUCCUCCUAUAACACUCGAUCGGUGUAGGUUAGUGGCCUUUUCCUGAUGCUGGCCAAGGAGUUCUGCUAUGUGUAGCUCCACACAGUGGAGUCUUUAAAUAAUGCGACAUGCUUUUAACAAUGUAUUUUAACUAUUUGGGAUUGAUGUCCCUGAUAUUUACACUCAAACCAUUUUUCUAUCUAAUUCUGAGCAUGUAAAACCAGUUGUAUACCUCAGACUUGGUGGGCUUGGCUUAUAGGGUUGCUACAUGUGUGUUUGGGAAUGACUUGGGUUGGUGAUGGUGUACCACUUUAAAUCAAGUGUUCUAACUUAUUGUAUGUGUGGAUUUUUUUUUUAUUUUUUUUUUUUAUUUAAAGAAAUGUCAAUUUUCAAGUUUCAAUUUUGUUUAAUAUUAAAUAAACCUCAGCGAUACAGUAUGUGCUUUGGGUCUUCAGUUGUCCUGUUUAAAUGGACAAAUUCAACCAUACUACAUCCACAGUCAGUGCCUUGGUCUGUCACCACUGCAGCAGAUUGUGUAUUUGUGGUUGGCUGAUUAUAUCCCCAUAAACGGGGAGUAAAAUCAUAAAUAAAAUGUCUAGCAUUUUGCUUCA